UGACUCUGAGUCAAAGAAAAAGGAAUGACCAUAGCUUUGAGUUGACUCCAUGAAGUAGUACAAAUAAGUCAAAUAAUUAACUUAAGAGGUUGAUUUAUAAACGGGACUAAAGUUGAGGGAUCAAACAAGCAAAACAAAACUAACAGUUUCCAGCAACCAAGCUUCUCUAUCGUUCACUCCCCUCCCCCCUAGGGUUUUUGAUUUUUCUUCUCGGAAACGGACAUCUAGAUUUCAGGAACAGGGCCUUGACAAUCGGAGAGAAAAAUGGGGUCUAAUGAAAGAGAUGAUCAGACGACGACGCAGCAGCAUCACCACCCGCCUCAUAUUAGCAGCCUCGUCGUGCGUCCAUCCGGAGGCGACGACGGAGAAGUUGACCGCCACGCCGCCACCGGCGAGGUCUCCCGAGACCGGCCUUCGUUCCCUCGCUCGGAUCGUCAUAAUGCCGACAACGGACAUAGAACUCGUGAAAGUUCCACCUCACCGCCCCGUCGUCCAUAUGAAGAUCAGAGGCACGGCUCUCAUCUUAAUCAUUCAGGUGCGCGUGGCCGUGAGUUCAGCGGCAGAAGGGAAUCUUCUGGGAGAUACAGAGAGUAUUCACCACCACCCCAUGCUAGAGGUCGUCGUUUUGAUGGGCCUGAACCUGCUCACGGCAUGAACAGAAACAGUAACCCAAAGGUGCAGCCAAGAGAUGGAGAUUGGUAUUGUCUAGAUCCAUUAUGCAGAAACUUGAACUUUGCGAGACGACAAGUGUGUUUCAAGUGCAAGAGGCAUCGCUAUGCACGUCCCAAUAGUCCCCCACCGUCUCGCCAUCUUCUUCCUCUUUCUCCAAGAAGAGACUUUAACGGCUACAGGUCUUCUCCUCCACGUGGCUACCCGCCACCAAGACUUGACCAUCAUCCCACAUGGAGAGACAGAGAACGAGACCGAGACCGUGUGCGUUACUCAGACCUUGAGUACCCUCCUAGCAGAAGAAUAGCAUCUGACUGGGUCCAUCAUCAGCCACUUCCAAACCCUCAUCACUUUGAGAGGCGACCACCUCUCAGUCCACCUCGUGGUGGAAGAUGGAGAGGACAUUCAAGAGAGAGGAGCAGAUCACCUCCAUUGAGAGACGGUCCACUACCACAUCCAAUGAGAGGAAGUCAACCAUUGCAUCCAAUGAGGAGCAGAUCGCCGCCAUUCAGAGACGGUCCACCACCGCUCAGAGAUUACCGCCGUGACAGUUACUUUGAUAGGCGUAGCAGCAGAGACAGGGUGUGAAAUACUUUUAAUGAUGCUGAAUUCUGCAUGUCUUGGGAGUUCGGUUUAGACAGUUAGAAAUUUGCUCUGACACCAUAGAUUCUUUUGUUCCAAUUUUGAAUGUCAGCAAAACAUUUGUGCUGUUUGUGCAUGUCUUAAGAUAUGCAGUUCUCAACUCAGAAUGAAUGCCUAUUGGAUUUGCCAAGCAUGAAGGUCUUUCUUAUUCUU
Messenger RNA from Raphanus sativus (radish), 1464 nucleotides. Its product is annotated as pre-mRNA-splicing factor cwc22-like. Gene Ontology annotation, molecular function: transcription coregulator activity; RNA binding. Lineage: Eukaryota; Viridiplantae; Streptophyta; Magnoliopsida; Brassicales; Brassicaceae. The transcript is spliced from 3 exons. Gene Ontology annotation, cellular component: nucleus. Gene Ontology annotation, biological process: regulation of DNA-templated transcription. The coding region runs from base 265 to 1257 and encodes 330 amino acids. The record is from RefSeq and is a predicted model, not a curated record.